AUGGCAGCUCGAAACAUCCUCGUCACUGGCGCGACGGGCAAGCAAGGAGGCGCUGUCAUCAGAGCACUGACCGAGAAGCCUCUGCCCUUCGAGGCAAACAUUCUAGCUCUCACCAGAAACCCCGACUCUAAGAGCGCGAAGAAGCUCGCCCAACAUCCGUCUGGGAACAUCCAGUUGAUCAAAGGCAAUUUGGACGAUGGCGACGCCAUCUUCGCCAACAUCGGCCAGCCCGUAUGGGCAGUCUUCCUCGUCACCGACGCCCAAUUCGGCAAAAAAGCUCCCGACGGCACCGACCUAGAAGUUCAUCACGGCGCCGGCAUGAUCAAAGCCGCCGACGCCAACCGAGUCUCGCACAUCGUCUUCAGCUCCGUCGACCGAGGCGGCGACGACCGCUCCUUCGACAACCCCACCAAGAUCUCCCAUUUCAUCACCAAGCACGAGAUCGAGCACAACCUGCUGCGCACCGUCCGCGACGCCCAGCACGACAUGACCUACACCAUCCUCCGCCCCACCGCCUUCAUGGAGAACCUCAAUCCCAACACCUUCGGCACCCUCUUCGCUGCCAUGUGGGCCGACAUGGGCGCCAAGAAACUCCAGCUCGUUUCUACCAGGGACAUUGGCGAGUUCGCCCGCCUUAGCCUCCAGCACAUCGACGCAGACGACGAUGACAGCCCUCACUUCCGCAACAAGGCCAUCGGCCUCGCAGGCGACGAGCUCACUCAGGCAGAGGCGAACGAAGUGUUCUGGAAGGUCUACGGGCGCCCGAUGCCGCAGGCCUGGUGGCUCAGCGGGAAGCUGCUGCAGACCCUCGUCAAAGAGGUGGGCGUCAUGUUCCAGUGGUUCAGGGACGAGGGGUAUGGCGCGGACAUCCAGGGCGUCGUCCGAAGGCACCACCCUGGAACGCUGGAUUUCGAGGCGUAUCUACGGCAAGAAAGCGCGUUUGUGCGAUGA
Molecule: messenger RNA, 951 nt
Organism: Cyphellophora europaea CBS 101466
Lineage: Eukaryota; Fungi; Ascomycota; Eurotiomycetes; Chaetothyriales; Cyphellophoraceae
Exons: 1
Coding region: 1-951 (316 amino acids)
Source: RefSeq, a predicted model, not a curated record